Molecule: messenger RNA, 309 nt
Organism: Meloidogyne enterolobii
Lineage: Eukaryota; Metazoa; Nematoda; Chromadorea; Rhabditida; Meloidogynidae
Source: the annotation of a GenBank genome assembly
AAAAGAAUGUCAAAAAUAAUUUUGGUUUUUUGCCUUUUCGCAUUAUUCGUGAACAUUUUGUCCUACAACAACGACAAUGAAAAUACAAAAAUUGAGGAUGGCAAUAAUAAGCAAGUUGAUAUUUUUGGAUCGCGUGUAAAACGUGCAAUACAAUGGCCAUGCUUUAAUUUUAUGAGAUAUUGUUGUUAUGAUGGAUGUCGUGGUUUUGGCUGUGUAAAAGAUGCUUGUAAUCAUUGUUGCUAAGAAGAAGAUGAAUAUCAGUUUCUGAUGAGCUAUGAAAAAGACUAUCAAAAAUAAAUAAAUUUUAUA